GUUGAUUGUGGCCGCAUUCGUUUUUUUUUCUUUGCCUUUUCCCCCACACAAGACCGCUUCGUGCUUUACAUACACACACGCACAUACAUUGUCGAGAACAAAGCACUCACCUUUCUAAGGAAGAAACCUGCGGUGCUCUUUGUUUUUUUUUUCUCUUCUAACGGCGCACCUUCUGUUUGCGGUGUAUUUGGGGUUUAUUACAGCUCCCUUUCCUCCCUUUCUCGUUCUUCUUUAUCUCUCUCUCUCUCCGUUGUGCAUAUUCGCCAAAGCUCGUGCUUUAUCUACGUAUACACAUCUACCAGUUCGAGCAUUCGCCUUUUAUUUUUGUUUACCGUCUUUCCCUCUCGUUUCUUUUCUCUUCUCGAUGCAGUCGAACGGUGCCCCUCAGGGCGGCUCGCUGUUUCAGCAGAUGUACAGCGCGCAGCAGCAGCAGCAGCCGCAGGGCUACGCGCACCAGCCGCCUCAACAAGGACAGCCACAAGACGGCUACCAACAGCCAAAUCCGUACAAUACCCUGCCUCCCUCGCAGCAGCAGCAGCAGCAGCAACAGCAGCCCAUGCCGCAGUACGGUGCACCAAAUCCCGGGGCCUACAAUUAUCAACAGCAGCCCCAACAGUACAACACCUACACUCCCCCUCCACCCCUCCCUCCUGCGCCGGCACUCAUGUACCCACCUCAGGUCAUGGAUGAUGAUUAUUACAAGGGUUUUCACGACGGUGUGGUGCGUCCGUCGGGCCCGAUUUGGGGCAACGCGGUCAGCUGGAUCGUCCCCGUCGUGGUGAACGUUGCCUUCUUCGUCGGGCCCAUUUGGUACUUCCGCCGCAAGUACAUGCAGGCCAUGGGCAGCGCCGCCGCCUCUGCUGCCGCUUCCGGCGGCAAGAAAGGCGCCGGCUCCUCUGGGCCGUUGGGAGGGCUGAUGGACAUGAUGAAUCCGAUGAAGGCGAAGAACUUCCGCACGGAGGUGAAGGGCACCACCUUCAAGGAUGUCAUAGGCAUCCCGGAGGCAAAGGAGGAUCUGAAGCAGUACGUGGACUUCCUGAAGGAACCGGCGAAGUUCACGCGCCUCGGUGCCCGCCUGCCAAAAGGUUGUCUGCUGACCGGGCAGCCGGGUACGGGUAAGACGCUGCUGGCGCGCGCCGUUGCUGGGGAGGCCAGCACGCCCUUCUUUAGCUGCUCCGGUGCGGACUUCAUCGAGAUUUUCGGCGGCAGCGGUCCGAAACGGGUGCGUGAGUUGUUCGAAGAAGCGAAGAAGGCCGCGCCGUGUGUGGUCUUCAUCGACGAAAUCGACGCCAUCGGUUCACGUAACCAGGGCGGCCGCUCCAUGGGCGGCGGCGGCAGCAGCGAGGAGAACCGCACCAUCAACCAACUCCUCGCCGAGCUAGACGGCUUGUCAAGCAAGGAGGCCAUUGUCGUGAUCGCCGCCACGAACUACCCGGAGGCGAUCGACAAGGCCUUGCUGCGCGAGGGGCGCUUUGACCGCAAGGUGAACAUCCCAAUGCCGGACCAGAAGGCCCGCUGCGAGCUCUUUGAGUUCUACCUCAGUCGCGUCAUUACCGGCGACCCGAACUGCAAGCCGAAGGUGCAGGUGUUUAGGACUCGAAAGGAGGGGGAGAGCGGCGGCUCGGCGGCCAACAACAGUAGCGGAGGCGACGCGGCAAACACCGAAGUGAAGGAGCUCGUGGUCGAGGACGCGAAGCCCGAGACGAUCAAGUUGAUUCCUGGCGUGAGCAACGAAGCGUACGCGAAGAUGCUGGCCGAUCGCACGCCUGGCGUGUCCCCCGCGCAAAUCUCCACCAUUGUCAACGAGGCUGCGCUGAACGCGGCGAUGGACGGAAAGGAGGUGGUCCCGCUCGAUGUGCUGCAAAACAGCAUCGACGACGUGCUGAUUGGUAAGAAGCACCGCCAGCGCAUGAGCGACGUCGCCCUGCACCGCACCGCCUACCACGAAGUCGGUCACUGCAUCAUGGCGUGGACGAGCCCACUGCAGAAGGAUGUCAUUAAGCUCUCCAUCAUCCCUCGCGGUCGGGCUGGCGGGUACACGCAGCAGGUCCAGGACGAGGCGAUGGAGCCGCACACGGACGAGUUCCUCUUCUCACAGCUGUGUGUGCUGAUGGGCGGCCGUGCCGCAGAGUGCAUCUUUGAGCGAGACAUCUCGAUUGGCGCGAUGGACGAUCUGCAGCGCGCGACGCGGCUGGCGAUGGAGAAGCUGCUGAAGUACGGCAUGUCCAAGACGAUUGGGCAGCUCGCCUUUAAGCCGAACGACAGGAACGACGGUCGGGCGUGGAUGACGUGGUCGGAGAAUCUGCACGCCAAGGUGGAGGCCGAGGCGCGGGAGCUGGUGGAGUCCGCCUACCGGCAUACGGAGAAGACGCUGCUCGCACACAAGGAAAAGCACAUCAAACUCGCGGAACUGCUGCUCAGCCAGAAAGAGCUGAACCAGACGGACAUUCUCGCGGUUCUUGGUGCGCGGCCUGUGCUGACGGCUGCGGACAGCAACAAGACCUAG
Molecule: messenger RNA, 2506 nt
Organism: Leptomonas pyrrhocoris
Lineage: Eukaryota; Euglenozoa; Kinetoplastea; Trypanosomatida; Trypanosomatidae
Product: putative mitochondrial putative ATP-dependent zinc metallopeptidase
Exons: 1
Coding region: 365-2506 (713 amino acids)
Biological process (GO): mitochondrial protein processing; protein-containing complex assembly
Cellular component (GO): m-AAA complex
Molecular function (GO): metalloendopeptidase activity; ATP-dependent peptidase activity; ATP binding
Source: RefSeq, a predicted model, not a curated record